AACAGAACCGCGUUUCCAUCAGGUGCUCCGCAAUUCCCUGUCUGUGCCCCGUUGCGAAGAGGUGCAUUUCCUCACUCUGCUUGGAAAGCAUCUUUCCCCGUGUCUCCCCUCCGAUUUGAAUCGAACCCCCUGCCAUUAGGGGUGUAACCGGAGGUUGUUUAGCAUGUCUCUCCUCCGCAACUGCCGGACUGCCGCCGUGCAGGUCCGUGGCUUCGCCUCGUCCUCGUCUCUUCGAUCCGGUCCCGAAUCUCCCAGAUACAUCGAUGUUCCUCAGAUGAUCCAGGAGGGCGAAGUUCGCAACCGCAGUGUGAAGGGUACCCUUCCUGUUCCUCGCGAUCUCUUCCCCGCCCGCCGAGCAGACAAGCCGUCCAAGGAGUACCUCGAUGCCGCGACUCCCCUUCCGUCCAAGGAAGUCGAAAUCGACCCGAAUGACCCGCACGCCCAAUACAUCGGCUGGAAGAGGCGUAUGGCCGAUAUGAGAAGAAAGAACCUCCGACAAGGUCUCACGGAACUACACCGCCGGAAGAAGCAGACGGAUCAGCGCAUGAUGCAGGAGAGUGCCAAAAAGCAGGCUCAGCGACAGGCUGUCCUGGACCAGCCGGACAGACUGGACGAGCAAUUGACUCGUCCUUCCAUCGUCCAGCACAUGCUUUCCAAUCGCAAUGCCGUCCUGCCCGACCCGACCCGAGAGGAACGACUUGCGCUCUCCCGGGCACGCUUCGAGGCCCACAAUGCUCGGAAGCAGGUGGAACAGGAAGACGCUAUGCAUACGUUGUACAUGAAUGCUCGUAACUUCAUCACCACCGAGGCCCAGCUCGCGGCUGAGAUCGAACGGGUCUUCCCCGAGGGCGAAAACCCGGCGUGGCGCAAUGACCACCAGCCGGGUGAGAAUGUCUGGAACCUGGGCACGCCUUCUUCGCUCCAAAGCAUUACCAACAUGGGUAGAAGGAGUGAAUCGGGUCGCUGGGGAACCAUCCAGGAAAGAGUCAAGGAGCUUGGAGAGGAGAUUACGGGUGGCAAGUUUUAAAAGGCCUUGCUGUGGUGACAAUGUAUAUUACUCCAGUUUUUGAGCUUGAUUAUUAUUCUUCUUUGUUGUGUAUACCUAUCGUUGCAUCUAUGUCUAAAUCUUUUCGUUGUUUGUCGAGCCUAUUUAUUGAACUUGAU
Aspergillus steynii IBT 23096 is the source of this 1164-nucleotide messenger RNA. RefSeq lists its product as uncharacterized. The transcript has a single exon. NCBI's taxonomy places the organism in Eukaryota, Fungi, Ascomycota, Eurotiomycetes, Eurotiales, Aspergillaceae. The coding region runs from base 164 to 1027 and encodes 287 amino acids. The record is from RefSeq and is a predicted model, not a curated record.